AUGAAUUCCAACAUAAAUAAUCGUGUAGUAAAUGACAACAAUAAUUCUAAUUUUGGAAGGAUUUUUAGUGAAACACUUGAAGUUCUUGAAACUGAUUAUGAUCAACUUUCACCCAUCGAAUUGAGUGACAGUGAUGAUGAUAAUUGUGAGACCGCAGAUAUUGUUAAUUUAAUAGAUGAUUCGGAUAUUGAAAAUUAUGAAAUCAAGAAUGACGCAAUUGAACACAAUGAAGAAGAAAACAGUGACAUUGACGAAGAAAUAAUUGAAGAAAGUGUAAACAAUAAUCAGAUUUCUCAGACAAGUGUUUUGACGAGUAGAGAUGGAACAAUUUGGAGUCAAGAACCACCAAAAAAAACACAACCCUAUGUGCAUAAUAUACUGCGAGAAUACGGAGGUGCAUCAAAAGAAACGGCAAUGAAAACAUCGGUUGAAACCUUUAAGAGAAUUUUCAGUUAUGAAAUGUGCGAAAUAAUUAUUCGAGAAACUAAUAGAAAAGGUAAUCAGAUGUGUUCACUUUACAAUGAGAAAAACCCAACCAAAUCGCCUCGUACUUGGUCACCGCUCAAUGCAAUCGAGUUAGAUGCAUAUUUGGGUAUUCUUAUUACAGCUGGGGUGCAUCGUUCAAAUUUCGAACACACGCGUGACCUAUGGCAAACUAAUGCUUAUCCGCUUUAUCGUGCUUCGAUGUCACUAAAACGCUUUUGGGUGAUCUCUCGUGUCAUUCGUUUCGACAAUGCUUAUAAUCGCCAAGAGCGUCUUAAUAUUGAUAAAGCUGCACCAAUAUCAUCCUUAUGGGAAUUGAUGAAUAAAAAUCUUUGCAUGAACUACAAAGCAGGAUCUUGUGUUACUAUUGACGAACAACUUUUUCCCUUUCGUGGACGCGUUAAAUUUUUACAAUAUAUUCCCUCGAAGCCAUCGAAGUAUGGUAUAAAAAUAUGGUGGGCAUGCGAUUCAAAAAAUUCAUAUCCACUCCAAGGAAAAAUUUAUACUGGCAAAGAUGGAGAUGCACCACGGGAGCCAAACGAAAGUGUUGGUGAGAAAGUUGUAAAAGAAUUUGCUCAAAGAUAUCGCGGCACUGGUCGCUGCAUUAUCACAGAUAAUUUCUUUACUUCUUUACCAUUGGCCAAGAUGCUAAUGGAGUGGAAAUUGUCUCUUGUUGGAACACUGAACAAACGAAAAAUAUGCAUUCCAUCGGAAAUGCAAGCAUCACCGUAUCGUACCCCAUUUUCUUCUAUAUUUGGUUUUCGAGAAAAAGUGUCCUUGUUUUCGUAUGUACCAAAAAAACGAAAGUCAGUUAUUCUGCUUUCAACUAUGCAUUACACAAAAAAUAUUAUAGGUGCUAAACAAAAACCAGAGGCUAUUCAUUUUUAUAACGAACACAAAAGUGGUGUUGAUAAUAUGGAUAAAAUGCUCGGAGAGUACUCAACAAAAAGAAUAACAAAACGAUGGCCACAGGCACUGUUUUAUAAUAUAUUGGAUGUUUGCGCUCUCGCCGCAUAUAUAAUUUAUUUCGAGAAUAAUCCGGUGAGCCAGCUUGCUACUUACAAGCGUCGCAAAUUUUUACAGGAAUUGGGAGAGCAAUUGGCAUUGCCUCAAAUUGAACAAAGAUCACAAUGUCCACGAACAAUUGGCCAUUUUGGCACACGUCUUGGAAUUGAGAGUAUUCUUGGAACACGAAUCAAUUUGCCCCGAUCAUCACAACAAGAAACACAAGCUGUUGGCGGUCGCAAAAGGAAAAAGGGCUACUGCAUUACUUGCAAAGCAAAUAAGCGACGUCGUCAGACCAGAAAAGCCUGUUCUGCGUGUAAUCACCCAAUUUGUGAUGAACAUUCAACAAAUCUACAUUUUUGUAAUCAAUGUAAACAAUAA
Contarinia nasturtii (swede midge) is the source of this 1869-nucleotide messenger RNA. RefSeq lists its product as uncharacterized. The transcript has a single exon. The record is from RefSeq and is a predicted model, not a curated record. NCBI's taxonomy places the organism in Eukaryota, Metazoa, Arthropoda, Insecta, Diptera, Cecidomyiidae. The coding region runs from base 1 to 1869 and encodes 622 amino acids.